CAGCGCUCUCAGCCCCACAGUGUCCGCAGCAGCGCUCUCAGCCCCACAGUGUCCCAGCAGUGCUCUCAGCCCCACAGUGUCCCAGCAGUGCUCUCAGCCCCACAGUGUCCGCAGCAGCGCUCUCAGCCCCACAGUGUCCCAGCAGUGCUCUCAGCCCCACAGUGUCCCAGCAGUGCUCUCAGCCCCACAGUGUCCGCAGCAGUGCUCUCAGCCCCACAGUGUCCGCAGCAGCGCUCUCAGCCCCACAGUGUCCGCAGCAGCGCUCUCAGCCCCACAGUGUCCGCAGCAGCGCUCUCAGCCCCAAAGUGUCCGCAGCAGCGCUCUCAGCCCCACAGUGUCCGCAGCAGCGCUCUCAGCCCCACAGUGUCCGCAGCAGCGCUCUCAGCCCCACAGUAUCCCUUCAGUGCUCUCAGCUCACAGUGUCCCAGCAGUGCUCUCAGCCCACAGUGUCCCAGCAGUGCUCUCAGCUCACAGUGUCCCAGCAGUGCUCUCAGCCCAGUGUCCCAGCAGUGCUCUCAGCCCACAGUGUCCCAGCAGUGCUCUCAGCCCACAGUGUCCCAGCAGUGCUCUCAGCCCACAGUGUCCCAGCAGUGCUCUCAGCCCACAGUGUCCCAGCAGUGCUCUCAGCCCACAGUGUCCCAGCAGUGCUCUCAGCCCACAGUGUCCCAGCAGUGCUCUCAGCCCACAGUGUCCCAGCAGUGCUCUCAGCCCCACAGUGUCCCAGCAGUGCUCUCAGCCCACAGUGUCCCAGCAGUGCUCUCAGCCCACAGUGUCCCAGCAGUGCUCUCAGCCCCACAGUGUCCCAGCAGUGCUCUCAGCCCACAGUGUCCCUUCAGUGCUCUCAGCCCACAGUGUCCCAGCAGUGCUCUCAGCCCCACAGUGUCUCAGCAGUGCUCUCAGCCCCACAGUGUCUCAGCAGUGCUCUCAGCCCCACAGUGUCCCAGCAGUGCUCUCAGCCCCACAGUGUCCCAGCAGUGCUCUCAGCCCCACAGUGUCCCAGCAGUGCUCUCAGCCCCACAGUGUCUCAGCAGUGCUCUCAGCCCCACAGUGUCUCAGCAGUGCUCUCAGCCCCACAGUGUCUCAGCAGUGCUCUCAGCCCCACAGUGUCCCAGCAGUGCUCUCAGCCCCACAGUGUCCCAGCAGUGCUCUCAGCCCCACAGUGUCCCAGCAGUGCUCUCAGACCCACAGUGUCCCAGCAGUGCUCUCAGCCCCACAGUGUCCCAGCAGUGCUCUCAGCCCCACAGUGUCCCAGCAGUGCUCUCAGCCCACAGUGUCCCAGCAGUGCUCUCGGCCCACAGUGUCCCAGCAGUGCUCUCAGCCCACAGUGUCCCUUCAGUGCUCUCAGCCCACAGUGUCUCAGCAGUGCUCUCAGCCCACAGUGUCUCAGCAGUGCUCUCAGCCCCACAGUGUCUCAGCAGUGCUCUCAGCCCCACAGUGUCCCAGCAGUGCUCUCAGCCCCACAGUGUCCCAGCAGUGCUCUCAGCCCCACAGUGUCUCAGCAGUGCUCUCAGCCCCACAGUGUCUCAGCAGUGCUCUCAGCCCCACAGUGUCUCAGCAGUGCUCUAAACCAAUAUUCCCGUCAUCGGGGACAGGAUGCCUGCACCUAGUCUCAUCGACAUCACCCGCCGCCCCCCUCCCCACCCACCCAUUCUCCCCAGCACGACUAACCAGAAUGCGUCCCACAACAGUUUACUAG
This is a messenger RNA of Procambarus clarkii (red swamp crayfish), 1696 nucleotides long. The record is from RefSeq and is a predicted model, not a curated record. NCBI's taxonomy places the organism in Eukaryota, Metazoa, Arthropoda, Malacostraca, Decapoda, Cambaridae.